UAUUAUUAUAUUGAUAUUUUUUAUUUUUUAAAAAUGAUUUGUCAAUUGAAUUAUACAAAGGAAAUAAAAUGGGACUAUGGAUUUUUAACGAAGAAGUGUAAAGAUGCGGGUAUUGAAGAUAAAUUUGAUGCUCACCAGAUGCGUCUCCGGGCCAACUACGUCGGCGUGUUUCUGAUGCUGCAUUUGUUUUUCACAAUAUUGCAUUGCACUUUGUUAUUGACGACCUGUGUGCACCUGGAUUUAAUAUAUAUAGACGUUUUCUGCUAUGUUGCAUUGAGCGCUGUCAUCAUUGCAGUAAUGUGGCCUAACAUAAAUGUGGAGUUUGUGAUGAGACAUAAAUUUAUGAUGUCCCUUACAUCGAUGAUUGCCGUGAUGGCUAUUGUUUCAGUUGAUCUGCUGCUUAAUUAUUUCCAUAAUCGGAAUAGUGAUUGGAUAUUGGAAACAAUCUUUGAUGUAUACAUUAUAUUAAUGAUUUAUAUGUUUUUGCCGGUUCCAUAUGUGCUUGCGGUGAUGCUUGCAUUUUCUGUGACUAUAACGUAUGUAACUUACUUUGGACUCUAUCUUGGCAUUGAAUACCGAAAAAAAAUGGGUUAUACGACACGUUUCAACCAAUUUAUUGUUGAGUUAUGCAACUAUAUUUGCCUAAAUAUGAUGGGUACCUAUUUUCGCGUAAUGCGSGAGAUAGUUGUGCGCGCCUCGCUACUUGAUCGGCAUCAGUAUGUAAUGGAGGAUACUACGUUAAGAAGCGCGCGUGCGCAGGAAAGAGUAUUUUUGCAUAGCAUACUGCCACCGCAGAUAGCAGAGCCCAUUCAAGAUGAUAUUCGAAAGCGACUUGAAUCCAUGGAAAAGCAACACAAAACUCCCUCUAUCAGGAGAACAUGUCGAAUUAUAUCCAUUCAAAUUCAUACAGACGUCACUAUUCUGUAUGCAGAUAUAGUUAACUACACAAUGUUAACCACAAAGUUACCCGUUAAGAGGCUUAUCGCUUUACUGCACGCUUUGUAUGCCAGAUUUGAUAAGGCUGCUUCCAAGUAUGCUGUGCAGCGAAUCAAAUUCUUAGGAGACUGCUACUAUUGUGUAGCGGGCCUUAUAAACCCAGAUCCUAACCAUGCCAAAUGCUGCGUGGAUUUAGGACUUUGUAUGAUCGAUAGUAUUCGAGAAAUUCGAGACAAAGUAAAAAUUGACAUCGACAUGCGUGUGGGUGUGCAUUCGGGAGAACUGUUUGCUGGUGUCCUAGGGGCAGCGAAACUACAAUAUGAUAUUUGGGGUACAGAUGUCCUAAUUGCGAAUCAAUUGGAAUCAACUGGUAUGCCUGGUCAAAUUCAUGUUAGCGAAAGAACUCUGCAAAUGACAGACGACAGGUACAAAGUAUAUCCUGGCACCGAUAAAGCCCGCAAAGAUCAUUUCCUUCGAAAGUUCAAUGUUGUCACAUUCCUUAUUACCGGUAUUGAUGAAAAUAAAACAAAUGAAUUUAAAUCUUUUGAGUAUCCUGGCUCAAUAAGUUCUAUAAAAGAGACAAAUGACAAUGGGCUAUCUUUAGAUGAAGAAUUGAAAAAGAUGCCGCUUGGUCCCAAAGGACUUAAAGAAGUCGUAUAUGAAAUAUUUAAUUUUAAACACAAAAAACAAAAAGAAAAGUCAACUACGGCCAAGUCAGAAAUUGGAAGUUUUUUAUUGCAUUUUCAUGAUUCCCGACUGGAAUAUAAGUAUAUCCACCAACCCGACUAUAUGUUGAAAUACAGUGUUCUCCUAGCCUGGUGCUGCGGUAUGACUCUUAUAUACGUACAACUAUUUUAUAACCAAAAAAAGGACAACUUCUCAGUUUAUGUGGAUAUAGUUCUUAUAAUUACGUUAUCCAUGCUGCUAUUUAUAACUUGGUAUAAGAAGAUCUGCCAUUGGCGCUAUUCCACAAUGUUACACACAUACUCACCUUUCACCUGCUUCUUAUUUAAAAUCGCUGAUAGUUUACAGCGCAGUCUCAUCAAUCGCAUCGGUAUAUAUAUGUACUUCAUUAUAUCUUACUUUUGUAUUAUUGCUCUUAUGCUGAAUGAUUGUGAUCGGGAUGAAUUCCAGUUAAUGCAUAUCGACAGCAUACUGUACAAGUACGAGCCUGAUUUUAUGAUGUGCUUCGCCCCGUGGACCCUGACGUGUAUGGUGUGCCUUAUUAUAAUGAUGAGUAUAAUAUUUACACGAAUUCCGUUUAACAUGAGAAUAUUUAUUGGCUUGCUAGAGGCUAUCAGCUAUUUAAUCAUCAUGUUUUAUCAAUAUGAGUAUGUUGUACACACCAGUUUGACAACCAACCCAUAUUUUCUACCUGAAUACGCACACUGCCUGUUGAUUUUAGUUACUUUGUUAGUUAUAUUUUUCAAGGAGCGACAGACGGAAUUCGAUAAUAAAAUCAAUUACAAAUGGAGUGUAGAGCUAAUAAAAAAACAGGAUGAUUCCCGUAUAGCUGCCCAAUCGAUAACAAUUUUAUUGCACAACAUUUUGCCAGCCCAUGUUGUCAAUGUCUACCUGACUUCGUUGGCCAAACACGAGCUUUAUUAUGAGAGCUACGAUAUGGUGGCUGUUAUGUUCGCUUCCCUCAAAAACUUCGAAUUAACUUUGCCUAACUUACGAGUUCUCAAUGAGAUUAUUUCCGAAUUCGACCAAAUUGGACAAAUAUCGAGUAGAGAAAAUCAAAAUCGUGGGCUCUACGUAUAUGGCAGCCUGUGGGUUGGAUGUACAGAUUGGUCUAAAUAUAAAAAACGAAACACGGAGCCAUGACUCUCUUAUCC
Messenger RNA from Drosophila arizonae, 2774 nucleotides. Its product is annotated as adenylyl cyclase X E-like. The record is from RefSeq and is a predicted model, not a curated record. Lineage: Eukaryota; Metazoa; Arthropoda; Insecta; Diptera; Drosophilidae. Gene Ontology annotation, molecular function: adenylate cyclase activity. Gene Ontology annotation, cellular component: plasma membrane. Gene Ontology annotation, biological process: adenylate cyclase-activating G protein-coupled receptor signaling pathway; intracellular signal transduction; cyclic nucleotide biosynthetic process.